GCUCGCUCCUGGGAGAGGUGGGAACACCAAACCCAGGGGCUCAGCAACACCAGCGAGACUCGGUUUGCUGUAAAUGGGGAAAAAGGGAAAGAGCUUCAAGUGUUCGAACGCUUAGAGCUGUUCACCAGCACAGGGGUGGGACUGUCCCUUUGGGGACUGUCCCUUUUGGGACUGUCCAUUUGGGGACUGUCCCUUUCCCUGCAGCCCUGAGCCCUUUGUCAGUGUCAGCAUCUGCUGCUGUGUUUGUGCUGCCCCUUGCAGGGGAGGCGAUGGAGCAGGGCCUGCGGGAUUGCUGCAGAUCCAUCCGCAUCGGGAAAAUCCUGAUCCAGAGCGACGAGGAGACCCAGCGAGCCAAGGUGUACUACGCCAAGUUCCCCCCAGACAUCUACAGGAGGAAAGUGCUGCUCAUGUACCCGAUCCUGAGUGACAGAGGAGGGAAUGGAUCAGGCUGUGCCAGGACACACAUUACUCUGCUGCACCAGCGUGAAUGCAGAGCAAAUCGUUUGGGCAUGGCUGCCUUUGGGAGAAAGGCUGAAAUUAAGACUUGAUAUAAAUUUAAUUAUAUGAAUUUUGGCAUGGGAAAAAACUCAGUGCUUUUCUUAUUUUAUUAUGAGACAUUUAUAGAUUAUUAUAAUAAGGAGUUUGUUGGGAUGAGGUUAUUUGUCCACUCCAAUUUCUGC
Molecule: messenger RNA, 680 nt
Organism: Cyanistes caeruleus (blue tit)
Lineage: Eukaryota; Metazoa; Chordata; Aves; Passeriformes; Paridae
Source: RefSeq, a predicted model, not a curated record